Messenger RNA from Lytechinus variegatus (green sea urchin), 1200 nucleotides. RefSeq lists its product as uncharacterized. The transcript has 7 exons. Gene Ontology annotation, biological process: netrin-activated signaling pathway. The record is from RefSeq and is a predicted model, not a curated record. Bases 1 to 1200 code for a protein of 399 amino acids. Gene Ontology annotation, molecular function: netrin receptor activity. Gene Ontology annotation, cellular component: membrane. Lineage: Eukaryota; Metazoa; Echinodermata; Echinoidea; Temnopleuroida; Toxopneustidae.
AUGUACAUUCCCAGAGGAGCCAUUUCACAUGAUGGCUCUUGUCAGAUCACUCUAGCCAUCAUAAGAGACAAUUCAGGUGUUGAUAUUAUAGAAAGGGAAUCGUUGGCCUGCUAUGGAAUCAGGUGUGACCCCCAAACUUUGAUCUUCAACCAACCUGUUAAGAUCACUAUACCACACUCUUGCUUGGUCGUCAAUCCACAGCAGGUGAAACCAGACAUCGUUUGCCGAGUGUGGGACUCAAAUAAGGAUCUACCAAUUACUUUAAGGAAGCAAUCAUCCAGCUCACCAGACAAACCACCAUACUGCAGACUCUACAAGAAAUGCAUUGAGUUGUACAUUGACCGCUGUGCGGAGUGGUGGGUUCUGAUUCCUCUUGAACAACAUGUGAUCCGACAACAACUUAUGUGUACUCCAUACAUCCCAGACAGGAUUGAAAGAGGACAAGAGUUUGUAGUUAAUUUUCAGAUGUAUAACGACCUUCCUGGAAACGAAGCGGUUACACAAGAAGAGUCGAGGCAACAGUCAUACCAUAGAUGUCAUCGCUCGUUUCCAUUCUGCCUUGAAACAAAGUCUGGGGAUGUCACAAUUACAUGCCAUCGUGAGGGAAUAGCUCUUGAAAGCCAGAUCGUUUCUCUUGGGGACCUUCAAGCAAAGAUGAGCCAUUGUAUAUCGCUAUACGUACCACCCAGUGAAGAAGAUCUAAAUUUUGCAGUAAUUACUAUAACGAUUACACAGGCUGGAAAACUUGGGAUAUCACGAUCUAUUGCCUUUGUCAUUAGAAAUACAGAUGGACCGGAGUCUCAAAUUCCCUCUGAACAGACAAACUUCUUAAGGACACUAGAAGAAGUAAAAAACAGCGACCUACAAUCGGACACAGACGUCUUUGCAAUAGCCCAGACAAUGGACGUAAAUCAAUUCUAUGAUUUGGGCAUAGCUCUUGGUUUCACCAUAGCCGAGUUGGAUCGGUUAGAGUACAUGAGAUUCAGAGAUAGGCAACAAGCAGCCUAUUACAUGCUAGUAACAUGGAGGGGGAGACAAACGUCUACCCAAGAAGCUAAGAGUACUCUAAUCACACUCAUGGAAUCAUUCAACUCAUCAUCAAUUGAUGCAACCUUUCAAGAACAGUUGGGGACUAUGGCCCAACCCUUCCUGCAGUGCUAUGCGGCUUGGGUCUUGGGCGGAGCCCACGGAACUUCUUGA